ACCGCAGUCAGUAGCCAGCCUGUGUGUACAGCAGCGCAGUAAGACCACUUUAUCAUACGGAGGACUUCAGACAGGCUCCCGGUAAUAACGUUGUUACAGCGGUGACUUUUCCUUGUGGCCGUGAAGAACGUGUAAAAAGGCAGCCGGUUUUCACAAUGGCGACAGCUGCGGUUUCUGCCAGUGGCCCCAAUCCCGGAACCGGAGCUGAGUUGGUCCGAGGACAGGCCUUCGAUGUCGGGCCCCGGUACCACAAUCUGUCGUAUAUCGGUGAGGGCGCCUACGGAACGGUGUGCUCUGCGUAUUGCCGUGACAACAAGGUCCGCGUGGCGAUAAAGAAGAUCAGUCCGUUUGAACACCAGACAUACUGCCAGAGGACUCUGAGAGAGAUUAAGAUCCUGCUGCGCUUCAAACAUGAGAACAUCAUCAGCAUCAACGACAUCAUCCUCACGCCCUCCAUCGAUCAGAUGAAAGACGUCUACAUCGUGCAGGACCUGAUGGAGACAGACCUGUAUAAGCUGUUGAAGACCCAGCGCCUGAGCAACGAUCACAUCUGUUACUUCCUGUACCAGAUCCUGAGAGGCCUGAAGUACAUCCACUCAGCUAACGUCCUGCACCGUGAUCUCAAACCCUCCAACCUGCUGCUCAAUACCACCUGUGAUCUAAAGAUCUGUGACUUCGGUCUGGCGCGUGUGGCUGACCCAGACCACGACCACACAGGCUUCCUGACGGAGUAUGUAGCUACUCGCUGGUACCGGGCGCCUGAAAUCAUGCUCAACUCCAAGGGUUACACCAAGUCGAUUGAUAUCUGGUCUGUGGGCUGCAUCCUGGCUGAGAUGCUCUCCAAUAGACCCAUCUUCCCCGGGAAGCACUACCUGGACCAGCUCAACCACAUACUGGGUAUCCUAGGGUCUCCUUCCCAGGAGGAUCUGAACUGCAUCAUUAACAUCAAGGCCAGGAACUACCUGCUGUCUCUCCCGCUGCGCUGCAAGGUCCCCUGGAACAGCCUCUUCCCCAAAGCCGACUCCAAAGCUCUGGACCUGCUGGAUAAGAUGUUGACCUUUAACCCCCACAAGAGGAUCGAGGUGGAGGCGGCUCUGGCUCACCCUUACCUGGAGCAGUACUACGACCCUACAGAUGAGCCUGUAACAGAGACUCCCUUCAAGUUUGCGAUGGAGCUUGAUGAUCUCCCCAAAGAGACCCUGAAGGAGCUGAUCUUUGAAGAGACGGCUCGCUUCAACACAGUCUGCAGGCCCUAACCCAUACACACAGGUACAGACAGCUUCAACACAGUCUACAGGCCCUAACCCAUACAGACAGCUUCAACACAGUCUACAGGCCCUAACCCAUACACACAGGUACAGACAGCUUCAACACAGUCUACAGGCCCUAACCCAUACAGACAGGUACAGACAGCUUCAACACAGUCUACAGGCCCUAACCCAUACACACAGGUACAGACAGCUUCAACACAGUCUCCAGGCCCUAACCCAUACAGACAGGUACAGACAGCUUCAACACAGUCUACAGGCCCUAACCCAUACAGACAGCUUCAACACAGUCUCCAGGCCCUAACCCAUACAGACAGGUACAGACAGCUUCAACACAGUCUACAGGCCCUAACCCAUACAGACAGCUUCAACACAGUCUGCAGGCCCUAACCCGUACAGACAGGUACAGACAGCUUCAACACAGUCUGCAGGCCCUAACCCAUACACACAGGUACAGACAGCUUCAACACAGUCUACAGGCCCUAACCCAUACAGACAGGUACAGACAGCUUCAACACAGUCUACAGGCCCUAACCCAUACAGACAGGUACAGACAGCUUCAACACAGUCUACAGGCCCUAACCCGUACAGACAGGUACAGACAGCUUCAACACAGUCUACAGGCCCUAACCCGUACAGACAGCUUCAACACAGUCUACAGGCCCUAACCCAUACAGACAGCUUCAACACAGUCUCCAGGCCCUACCCAUACAGACAGCUUCAACACAGUCUGCAGGCCCUAACCCAUACAGACAGCUUCAACACAGUCUCCAGGCCCUAACCCGUACAGACAGCUUCAACACAGUCUACAGGCCCUAACCCGUACAGACAGCUUCAACACAGUCUACAGGCCCUAACCCGUACACACAGGUACAGACAGCUUCAACACAGUCUGCAGGCCCUAACCCGUACAGACAGGUACAGACAGCUUCAACACAGUCUGCAGGCCCUAACCCAUACACACAGGUACAGACAGCUUCAACACAGUCUACAGGCCCUAACCCGUACAGACAGCUUCAACACAGUCUGCAGGCCCUAACCCAUACACACAGGUACAGACAGCUUCAACACAGUCUACAGGCCCUAACCCGUACAGACAGGUACAGACAGCUUCAACACAGUCUACAGGCCCUAACCCAUACACACAGGUACAGACAGCUUCAACACAGUCUGCAGGCCCUAACCCAUACAGACAGGUACAGACAGCUUCAACACAGUCUACAGGCCCUAACCCAUACAGACAGCUUCAACACAGUCUGCAGGCCCUAACCCAUACAGACAGCUUCAACACAGUCUGCAGGCCCUAACCCAUACACACAGGUACAGACAGCUUCAACACAGUCUACAGGCCCUAACCCAUACACACAGGUACAGACAGCUUCAACACAGUCUGCAGGCCCUAACCCAUACAGACAGCUUCAACACAGUCUGCAGGCCCUAACCCAUACACACAGGUACAGACAGCUUCAACACAGUCUGCAGGCCCUAACCCAUACAGACAGGUACAGACAGCUUCAACACAGUCUACAGGCCCUAACCCGUACAGACAGGUACAGACAGCUUCAACACAGUCUACAGGCCCUAACCCAUACAGACAGCUUCAACACAGUCUGCAGGCCCUAACCCAUACAGACAGCUUCAACACAGUCUACAGGCCCUAACCCGUACAGACAGCUUCAACACAGUCUACAGGCCCUAACCCGUACAGACAGGUACAGACAGCUUCAACACAGUCUACAGGCCCUAACCCAUACAGACAGCUUCAACACAGUCUACAGGCCCUAACCCGUACAGACAGGUACAGACAGCUUCAACACAGUCUACAGGCCCUAACCCGUACAGACAGCUUCAACACAGUCUGCAGGCCCUAACCCAUACAGACAGCUUCAACACAGUCUCCAGGCCCUACCCAUACAGACAGCUUCAACACAGUCUACAGGCCCUAACCCAUACAGACAGCUUCAACACAGUCUACAGGCCCUAACCCGUACAGACAGCUUCAACACAGUCUACAGGCCCUAACCCGUACAGACAGCUUCAACACAGUCUACAGGCCCUAACCCGUACACACAGGUACAGACAGCUUCAACACAGUCUGCAGGCCCUAACCCAUACAGACAGGUACAGACAGCUUCAACACAGUCUGCAGGCCCUAACCCAUACACACAGGUACAGACAGCUUCAACACAGUCUGCAGGCCCUAACCCGUACAGACAGCUUCAACACAGUCUGCAGGCCCUAACCCAUACACACAGGUACAGACAGCUUCAACACAGUCUGCAGGCCCUAACCCGUACAGACAGGUACAGACAGCUACAACACAGUCUGCAGGCCCUAACCCGUACAGACAGGUACAGACAGCUACAACACAGUCUACAGGCCCUAACCCAUACACACAGAUCAGACUCUGGACUCCUUUCCUCCACCUCUUCUCUCCACCUUUCCGUCAUGUGCUGUGGUUCCUCCUGUCUUCAGCAUUUCCUGUAUACUUCCUACCUCCCCUAGUCAGUCAAACCACCAUGCUCAGGAACAGUGUCAGGAAUCAACCUCUCUCUCUCUGCUCUCUCUCUGUCUCUCCCUCCCCUCUGCAUAUGGGCUAAGGGGGCGCCACUUGUUGGCUUAUCGUUGUGGAGAUGCUUGUCUUGUGUGUUUUAAGCCAAGAUCAACAGAGGUUCUGUGUCCCAAAUGGUGCCCUAUUCCCUAAUAUAGUGUUCUACUUUUAGAAAGUAGUGCACUAUAUAGGGAAUAGGGUGCCAUAGGACUCUGGUCUAAAGUAGUACACUAUAUAGGGAAUAGGGUGCCAUAGGACUCUGGUCUAAAGUAGUGCACUAUAUAGGGAAUAGGGUGCCAUAGGGCCCUGGUCUAUAGUAGUGUACUAUAUGGGGAAUAGGGUGCCAUUUGGGACACAGAUUUGGCUCUGGAGACACCUGUCCAAUCAGACGCUGUGUCUUUGGUUUAUGGUUAAGUCCUCAUUGUUCCUCCUGGCCCGCACAGCUGUCCAAUCAGACGCUGUGUCUUUGGUUUAUGGUUAAGUCCUCAUUGUUCCUCCUGGCCCUCGCAGCUGUCCAAUCAGACGCUGUGUCUUUGGUUUAUGGUUAAGUCCUCAUUGUUCCUCCUGGCCCGUGCAGCUGUCCAAUCAGACGCUGUGUCUUUGGUUUAUGGUUAAGUCCUCAUUGUUCCUCCUGGCCCCCGCAGCUGUCCAAUCAGACGCUGUGUCUUUGGUUUAUGGUUAAGUCCUCAUUGUUCCUCCUGGCCCGUGCAGCUGUCCAAUCAGACGCUGUGUCUUUGGUUUAUGGUUAAGUCCUCAUUGUUCCUCCUGGCCCCCGCAGCUGUCCAAUCAGACGCUGUGUCUUUGGUUUAUGGUUAAGUCCUCAUUGUUCCUCCUGGCCCCGCAGCUGUCCAAUCAGACGCUGUGUCUUUGGUUUAUGGUUAAGUCCUCAUUGUUCCUCCUGGCCCGCGCAGCUGUCCAAUCAGACGCUGUGUCUUUGGUUUAUGGUUAAGUCCUCAUUGUUCCUCCUGGCCCGUGCAGCUGUCCAAUCAGACGCUGUGUCUUUGGUUUAUGGUUAAGUCCUCAUUGUUCCUCCUGGCCCGUGCAGCUGUCCAAUCAGACGCUGUGUCUUUUUUAUCUGGUUAAGUCCUCAUUGUUCCUCCUGGCCCCCGCAGCUGACCAAUCAGACGCUGUGUCUUUGGUUUAUGGUUAAGUCCUCAUUGUUCCUCCUGGCCCGCGCAGCUGUCCAAUCAGACGCUGUGUCUUUGGUUUAUGGUUAAGUCCUCAUUGUUCCUCCUGGCCCGCGCUGUCCAAUCAGACGCUGUGUCUUUCUAGAUCUUUCUAUCUGAAGUUAUGAACAGGAUUGUUGUGACAGCACCCUACCAAGAAAGACCCCGCAUAAUACUACAGUAUCUGGACAGGUUGAGGUAAUACUACAGUAUCUGGACAGGUCGAGGUAAUACUACAGUAUCUGGACAGGUUGAGGUAAUACUACAGUAUCUGGACAGGUUGAGGUAAUACUACAGUAUCUGGACAGGUUGAGGUAAUACUACAGUAUCUGGACAGGUUGAGGGAAUACUACAGUAUCUGGACAGGUUGAGGUAAUACUACAGUAUCUGGACAGGUUGAGGUAAUACUACAGUAUCUGGACAGGUUGAGGUAAUACUACAGUAUCUGGACAGGUUGAGGUAAUACUACAGUAUCUGGACAGGUUGAGGUAAUACUACAGUAUCUGGACAGGUUGAGGUAAUACUACAGUAUCUGGACAGGUUGAGGUAAUACUACAGUAUCUGGACAGGUUGAGGUAAUACUACAGUAUCUGGACAGGUUGAGGGAAUACUACAGUAUCUGGACAGGUUGAGGUAAUACUACAGUAUCUGGACAGGUUGAGGUAAUACUACAGUAUCUGGACAGGUUGAGGGAAUACUACAGUAUCUGGACAGGUUGAGGUAAUACUACAGUAUCUGGACAGGUUGAGGUAAUACUACAGUAUCUGGACAGGUUGAGGUAAUACUACAGUAUCUGGACAGGUUGAGGUAAUACUACAGUAUCUGGACAGGUUGAGGUAAUACUACAGUAUCUGGACAGGUUGAGGUAAUACUACAGUAUCUGGACAGGUUGAGGUAAUACUACAGUAUCUGGACAGACAGAUAAGGAUGGGAUAACUGAAUGCAUUCAACCGAAAUGUGUGUUCCACAUUUAACGCCUCAAUCAGGGAGGUGCAGGUGGCUGCCUUAAUCGAUUUCCACGUCAUCGGCGCCCGGGGUACAGUUGUUGUUGGGGGUUAACUGCCUUGCUCAAGGGCAGAAUGGCAGAUUUUUCCACCUAGCCGGCUCUGGGAUUCAAACAGCGACCUUUCAAUUACUGGCCCAACUCUCUUAACCACUAGGCUACCUAACACUCUCUCUCUCCUCCCAACGGCCCGGUCUCUCUCUCUCUCCUCCCAACGGCCCGGUCUCUUUCUCUCUCCUCCCAACGGCCCGGUCUCGCUCUCUGCUCCUCCCAACGGCCCGGUCUCGCUCUCUGCUCCUCCCAACGGCCCGGUCUCGCUCUCUGCUCCUCCAGACGGCCCGGUCUCGCUCUCUGCUCCUCCCAACGGCCCGGUCUCGCUCUCUGCUCCUCCCAACGGCCCGGUCUCGCUCUCUUCUAACAAAACAUUAAGAGCAAGUUAAUAAUAUUGAGUUGUACCCCUUUAGCCUUCAGAACAGCCUCAUUUCGUCGGGACAUGGACUCUACAAGGUGUCCAAAGCAGUCCACAGGGAUGCUGGUCCAUGUUGACCCCAACGCUUCCCACAGUUGUGUCAAGUUGUCUGGAUGUCCUUUGGGUGGUGGACCAUUCUUGAUACACUUGAUAAACUGUUGAGUGUGGAAAAACCCAGCAGCGUUGCAGUUCUUACACAAACCGGUGCGCCUGGUACCUACAACCAUACCCUGUUCAAAGGCACUUCAAUCUUUUGUCUUGCCCAUUCACCCUCUGAAUGGCACACAUACACAAUCCAUGUCUCAAUUGUCUCAAGGCUUAAAAAUCCUUCUUCAACCUGUCUCCUCCCCUUCAUCUACACUGAUUGAAGUUGACUUAACAAGUGAGAUCAAUAAGCGAUCAUAUCUUUCACCUGGUCAGUCUGUCAUGGAAUAAAAAGCCAUUAACACGAGGCAUUACCAGUAACACGAGAUGUCCGCAUCACGCUAGAUCUAUACGCUAGCUUCUCUCUGAUACCAUUACAGUCACCCAGUCUAAUGCCAAGUCACCCAGUCUAAUGCCAAGUCACCCAGUCUAAUGCCAAGUCACCCAGUCUAAUGCCAAGUCACCCAGUCUAAUGACAAGUCACCCAGUCUAAUACCAAGUCACCCAGGUUGAGAUGCCAAGUCACCCAGUCUAAGAUGCCAAGUCACCCAGUCUUAGAUGCCAAGUCACCCAGUCUAAUGCCAAGUCACCCAGUCUAAUGUCAAGUCACCCAGGUUGAGAUGCCAAGUCACCCAGGUUGAGAUGCCAAGUCACCCAGUCUAAGAUGCCAAGUCACCCAGUCUUAGAUGCCAAGUCACCCAGUCUAAUGCCAAGUCACCCAGGUUGAGAUGCCAAGUCACCCAGUCUAAUGCCAGGUCACCCAGUCUAAUGCCAAGUCACCCAGUCUAAUGCCAAGUCACCCAGGUUGAGAUGCCAAGUCACCCAGGUUGAGAUGCCAAGUCACCCAGUCUAAUGCCAAGUCACCCAGUCUAAUGCCAAGUCACCCAGUCUAAUGCCAAGUCACCCAGUCUGAGAUGCCAAGUCACCCAGUCUGAGAUGCCAAGUCACCCAGGUUGAGAUGCCAAGUCACCCAGUCUAAUGCCAAGUCACCCAGUCUAAUGCCAAGUCACCCAGGUUGAGAUGCCAAGUCACCCAGGUUGAGAUGCCAAGUCACCCAGUCUAAUGCCAAGUCACCCAGGUUGAGAUGCCAAGUCACCCAGGUUGAGAUGCCAAGUCACCCAGGUUGAGAUGCCAAGUCACCCAGGUUGAGAUGCCAAGUCACCCAGGUUGAGAUGCCAAGUCACCCAGGUUGAGAUGCCAAGUCACCCAGGUUGAGAUGCCAAGUCACCCAGGUUGAGAUGCCAAGUCACCCAGGUUGAGAUGCCAAGUCACCCAGGUUGAGAUGCCAAGUCACCCAGGUUGAGAUGCCAAGUCACCCAGGUUGAGAUGCCAAGUCACCCAAGUUGAGAUGCCAAGUCACCCAGGUUGAGAUGCCAAGUCACCCAGGCUGAGAUGCCAAGUCACCCAGGUUGAGAUGCCAAGUCACCCAAGUUGAGAUGCCAAGUCACCCAGGUUGAGAUGCCAAGUCACCCAGGUUGCCACGACAAACAGAUAAUGCAUGUAGUUCCCUUUACGUUUCCUCUUAGUUUCUGUACAACGUCUGAACAUCUGUACACCGUUACAAUGCCAUCUGUACACCGUUACAAUGCCAUCUGUACACCGUUACAAUGCCAUCUGUACACCGUUACAAUGCCAUCUGUACACCGUUACAAUGCCAUCUGUACACCGUUACAAUGCCAUCUGUACACCGUUACAAUGCCAUCUGUACACCGUUACAUGCCAUCUGUACACCGUUACAAUGCCAUCUGUGCAACGUUACAGUGCCAUCUGUACACCGUUACAAUGCCAUCUGUACACCGUUACAAUGCCAUCUGUACACCGUUACAAUGCCAUCUGUACAACGUUACAGUGCCAUCUGUACACCAUUACAAUGCCAUCUGUACACCGUUACAGUGCCAUCUGUACACCGUUACAGUGCCAUCUGUACAACAUUACAGUGCCAUCUGUACACCGUUACAAUGCCAUCUGUACACCGUUACAGUGCCAUCUGUACACCGUUACAAUGCCAUCUGUACACCGUUACAAUGCCAUCUGUACACCGUUACAGUGCCAUCUGUACACCGUUACAAUGCCAUCUGUACACCGUUACAAUGCCAUCUGUACAACGUUACAAUGCCAUCUGUACAACGUUACAAUGCCAUCUGUACAACGUUACAAUGCCAUCUGUACACCGUUACAAUGCCAUCUGUACACCGUUACAAUGCCAUCUGUACAACGUUACAAUGCCAUCUGUACACCGUUACAAUGCCAUCUGUACACCGUUACAAUGCCAUCUGUACACCGUUACAGUGCCAUCUGUACACCGUUACAGUGCCAUCUGUACACCGUUACAAUGCCAUCUGUGCAACGUUACAGUGCCAUCUGUACAACGUUACAGUGCCUUUGGCCAUAGGUUUAUAUAACAUUACAAUGCCAUAGGUUUAUAUAACAUUACAAUGCCAUAGGUUUAUAUAACAUUACAAUGCCAUGGGCCAUAGGUUUAUAUAACAUUACAAUGCCACGGGCCAUAGGUUUAUAUAACAAUACAAUGCCAUAGGUUUAUAUAACAUUACAAUGCCAUGGGCCAUAGGUUUAUAUAACAUUACAAUGCCAUAGGUUUAUAUAACAUUACAAUGCCAUGGGCCAUAGGUUGAAAUAACAUUACAAUGCCAUAGGUUUAUAUAACAUUACAAUGCCAUGGGCCAUAGGUUUAUAUAACAAUACAAUGCCAUAGGUUUAUAUAACAUUACAAUGCCAUGGGCCAUAGGUUUAUAUAACAUUACAAUGCCAUAGGUUUAUAUAACAUUACAAUGCCAUGGGCCAUAGGUUUAUAUAACAUUACAAUGCCAUGGGCCAUAGGUUUAUAUAACAUUACAAUGCCAUGGGCCAUAGGUUUAUAUAACAUUACAAUGCCAUAGGUUUAUAUAACAUUACAAUGCCAUGGGCCAUAGGUUUAUAUAACAUUACAAUGCCAUAGGUUUAUAUAACAUUACAAUGCCAUGGGCCAUAGGUUGAAAUAACAUUACAAUGCCAUAGGUUUAUAUAACAUUACAAUGCCAUGGGCCAUAGGUUUAUAUAACAAUACAAUGCCAUAGGUUUAUAUAACAUUACAAUGCCAUGGGCCAUAGGUUUAUAUAACAUUACAAUGCCAUAGGUUUAUAUAACAUUACAAUGCCAUGGGCCAUAGGUUUAUAUAACAUUACAAUGCCAUGGGCCAUAGGUUUAUAUAACAUUACAAUGCCAUGGGCCAUAGGUUUAUAUAACAUUACAAUGCCAUAGGUUUAUAUAACAUUACAAUGCCAUGGACCAUAGGUUUAUAUAACAUUACAAUGCCAUGGGACAUAGGUUUAUAUAACAUUACAAUGACAUAGGCCAUAGGUUUAUAUAACAUUACAAUGCCAUGGGCCAUAUGUUUAUAUAACAUUACAAUGCCAUGGGCCAUAGGUUUAUAUAACAUUACAAUGCCAUGGGCCAUAGGUUUAUAUAACAUUACAAUGCAACGGGCCAUAGGUUUAUAUAACAUUACAAUGCCAUGGGCCAUAGGUUUAUAUAACAUUACAAUGCCAUAGGUUUAUAUAACAUUACAAUGCCAUGGGCCAUAGGUUUAUAUAACAUUACAAUGCCAUGGGCCAUAGGUUUAUAUAACAUUACAAUGCCAUAGGUUUAUAUAACAUUACAAUGCCAUGGGCCAUAGGUUUAUAUAACAUUACAAUGCCACGGGCCAUAGGUUUAUAUAACAUUACAAUGCCAUAGGUUUAUAUAACAUUACAAUGCCAUGGGCCAUAGGUUUAUAUGAACUCCAACAUUUGAUGUGCAGCUUUAUUUAGUGGGGGUCAUUGGGGUCGUUGGGAUCACAGUAUAUUCUGUGUUUAGUGGGG
Molecule: messenger RNA, 10458 nt
Organism: Oncorhynchus keta (chum salmon)
Lineage: Eukaryota; Metazoa; Chordata; Actinopteri; Salmoniformes; Salmonidae
Product: mitogen-activated protein kinase 1-like
Exons: 18
Coding region: 156-1256 (366 amino acids)
Biological process (GO): intracellular signal transduction; protein phosphorylation
Cellular component (GO): cytoplasm; nucleus
Molecular function (GO): MAP kinase activity; ATP binding
Source: RefSeq, a predicted model, not a curated record